Molecule: messenger RNA, 2128 nt
Organism: Pogona vitticeps (central bearded dragon)
Lineage: Eukaryota; Metazoa; Chordata; Lepidosauria; Squamata; Agamidae
Gene: SLC23A3
Product: solute carrier family 23 member 3
Biological process (GO): transmembrane transport
Cellular component (GO): membrane
Molecular function (GO): transmembrane transporter activity
Source: RefSeq, a predicted model, not a curated record
AAUAAAUUCCUGUUGGUAGGCUGUGGGCAAUGCAGGAGCCCUUCACAGAGGAGGAAGAAGAGACUGACAGCAUGAACAAAGCCAGAAGGGAUUCUCCGUACAUCCUUCCCCAUGCUCAUCAUACAGGCCCCCAAUUGCCUUCUUGGCCUCUGAGUUGCUUGUUGGCCUUGCAGCAUCUCCUGGUCCAAGUGUCUUUUCUCUGCAUCUUUCAUUUGCUCUUUAUAACCAACCUGCCGCCCAAUGCUAUCCGAUGUUGCGAUGAGCUGCUGGCAUGCAACCUCUUUGCUUGUGGCAUUGCCACAACCAUCCAGUGUGGACUGGGUACCAGGUUACCACUGGUUCAGGCUCCAUCUUUUGAGUUCCUUAUCCCUGCCAUAGUACUCACUCAACAUAUGGCUCCCACUCGCCAUUCAAAAGGAAAUAGCACUGAUGCUCCUGAUUUAUGUGCCAAGCCAGAUUGCGAAAGCACAAGAAGUUCAGACCAGUUGUUCCAUGAGGUCUCUGGUGCAGUGCUCGUCUCAGCUUUGGUGCAGAUGGCAUUGGGGAUCUCAGGUGCCUGUGGGUGGAUUGCCCAUCGUUGUGGGCCCAUGGUUCUGGCUCCAAGCCUUUCUGUCAUUGGACUUUCAGCAUAUAAGCCCGCUUCUCUGCUCUGCUCUGAGAACUGGGGAGUAGCCCUGCUACUUGUGUUGCUGAAUAUUUUACUAUCCCAGCACCUGGUUUCCUGCCGAUUGCCCCUCUGCCAGUGGAGCCAGAUGAGAGGGUUCUCAGUGAGAUUGGGCGGUCCUGCCCUACAUAUGUUUUCGAUUCUGCUACCAUUUUCUGGGAUCUGGCUUGUCUGUGGGAUCCUGAGACCCAUUGCAGCUCUUUGGGAGAGGUGGCAUCUUUCCACACACCAUUUGACCCUCACCAACAGCACCCUACAGUCCCCAUGGCUCAAGGUGCCAUACCCAGGGCAAAACGGCUGGCCAACUCUUAGCCCCCACGCAGUGGCCAUUGGUGCUGCCAUGGGGGUUACUGCAAGUGUGAACUCUGUCGGCUGCUAUGUGCUGUGCAGCAAGGCCCUAAGGCUUCCAGCCCCACCACAGCAUGCCUACAACAGAGGACUCUGUGCAGAAGGUUUCGGGAGUCUUCUGUCGGCUGCGCUGGGGAGUGUGUCUGGAACUGCAUCCAGCAUUCCUAAUGCUUGUGCUGCCUGUCUCACCCAGGGUACCUCUUCCCGGCCAGUGUGGGUCACUGCAAUGGCGUGUAUACUGUUCGGCUUGUCUCCCAGGCUUAUGGGACUCCUUGCCACCAUUCCUCUAGGAAUUCAUGGAGGUGUGUUAUGCUUGACAUACAGCGUGGCUGUAGGCACCGGUGUCUCCUUUUUCCAAUACACAGACAUUGACUCAGGCAGGAACAUCUUCAUUGUGGGCUUCACCAUGUUUAUGGGGCUUCUGAUUCCAAGGUGGCUCUUAGCUGCUCCAGGUUCAUUGGCCACAGGUUGUGUCCCUGUGGAUCUCUUCUUCCUUUCUCUAUUAAUGGCCCCUGCCUUUAUAACUGGAUCUUUGGCCUUCUUCUUAGAGAAUACAGUCUCAGGCACCCCGCAGGAGCGUGGACUGCUCAAUCCCUUCUCACCAUGCAAACCAGAGGCCAGAGACAAUUAUUUACAACGAAGCAAUAUGGGUUCUGCACAAAGCUAUGAGCUGCCUAUAGCCCUGCAAAAGCACCUGUCACGUUCAUGGUGCAAAGGUUUCCCUCUCUGUCUUCUCUGUCCCCUGGAGAAGGGCAAAGAGGAGUCUGCAAACAUCAACCCGCUGGAAGUAUUGCGUUGUUCUGAGGAGGAAACCACAGAUCCUCUUCUGAAACAGGGGACAUUGAAGAUUGAGUCUGAACUGCAGCUGGAGACAGUGCAGGAGCCUAAUGUGGCACAAGAGAAUUUGGAAAGUCACAAAAGACCCAUUGCAGCUAUGCCGGAAGAGUUUUCCAGUAUCAUCAUGGGCAAACCACUUCUGUAGCUUCAUCUCCAGGGAUGCCUGGCAGAUGUCACUUUAGUAUAGACUUGCACAUGUCCACCACCAUAGAAAAAGACACCUUGCAAGAAAUUUCAGUGUGGAGCUCUCUUCCAAGUGAAAAUUGUCAGCUCCUUAUA